ACGUGAGCGUACCAGUUAUAAAUGGUCAGACCAUGUGCAAACUGUGAGUUCAAGUGAUAGAAUCACCCCUACAUGUCCUGUUCGACAUGUCAUGCCAAAAUGAACGGAAAUGUUGUCACCAAACUGAUUAACUGUUGUGUUUCCGUCUAGGAUAACAUUCGGAUGCUGUCACAAAAAGAGACUUGUAUAGAUGAGACAGGCUAAUUGUAAAUAAUGUCUGACGUGGAUGACAACUACCAGGACACUCUACAGAAGAACUUCUACCUGUUCAGCCGGUACAUUGUUGCCGAGGAUUUCCUCGAGAAGCUGAUCAGCGAAGAUGUUCUCACCAUCGAUGAUAAGGAAGUCAUCACAAAUAAAUGUAUUCAUCAUAACAGGAGGGAGAGAGCAAAUAAAUUAAUAGAGAUUUUGAUGACUCGAGGAGAACGUGGCUACUUCAAGUUUCUGGAGAUCUUGGAAUACCAGUACCCACAUGUGUAUCAGGAUGUUACAAAGAAAGAACCCAGGGACCCACCACCAGGUUUUCAGCGUAAUCGUGUAAGUGAUCGUCUGAGAAUUAUUCGUAACUUGCCAAACCUACUGGAACAAAUGAAGGCACAAGUUAUAGAGAACUCGGAGUUGGACUCACAGCUCUGUGUGCUGCAGCAACUACUGGAAGUAUCCAAGGAAGAAAAUGCUGCUCUAGAGAGAGAAUGUGAGAUGCUGAAAAACAUCCGACAGGAAAACAGACAACUUAUGCUCAGAAUGAAAGUGUUAGAAACAGAAAAUUACGAGCACCAAGUGACCAUCAAUACCUGGACAACCAAGUCGUAUCACCUGAUGGAGUCAUUGAACGAGUAUAAAGAAAAGUGUAAUAAUCUUCAGGUGAAAUAUGACAACCUCUAUAAGGAAUAUACCGAACUUAAGAGAGAGAAAAAUAUGGCCAGUGCUGACACAGGUAAAGUUGAAGUUCCAGUAAAGGAAGGCCCAAGAACAUCCCCUCCCCAUGUAGACAAUGGGCCCCAUUACAGAGCUAGACUGGAUAUCCUAGAACAAGAACUUGACAACUAUAAGAUACAGUGUGAGGACCUGACUACACGUAUGCAGAGAGCCAACGAAAGUGUACAGGCCCUGGAACAGGAUAAUGAUCAGUUAAAUAAAGAGCUACGGGUGAAUGCCAAGGAGAGGAAGAAUUUAGAUAAACAAUACACUGAUGCCAUUAUAAAAAAUGAAUCCUACUAUCAAACUAUACAGAAGAAAAAUGAUGAAAUUAUUGAGCUACAACAGCGAAGUAUGGCAGAGCAACAGCGUCUUACAGAGCUUGUACGUGAGAAGAAGGAAUUGUUUGAGCAGAACCACCGACUAGAAGCAGAGCUGCAGUCAUGUAGGGCAGAAGUUGAUAAGAUCAAGGCUCGAUUCUCAGGUAGCAGUUAUGAGACUACAGGAAGUAGCCAGGAACCAGGGAGUAGUGGUUCAGACGCAGAACAGUCAGAGGAUAGUCCUAGGAUGCAUAGAACAAUGCAAGAUUUGCUUGAUUUUGAUAUUGGACUUCAGUGUCAGUAUUUACGUCAGAGAAGGAAGGUUGUGAAGAAGUGUUAUAGUGGCGACAAAUAUGCUCAAAGGUUGGCCAUGCAGAGACAGCAUGGACCUGGAGCUGAUAUUCUUGGUUUCCUUUCAAGGAUGAAAGGUGAUGGGACAAGUGACCUCACUCAUAAAGCUAAUACGUUACCAGCAAAGGCAAACGAUUCACCAGAAAAGCUUUUUCAGCGCGAGGUAGCACACUUCAGGUAUACUCGUAAGGGGGAGUCUAGUUUAUCUGAUUCAAUGAAUGUGAACACAGGAAGCUUCAAGGACAGAGACAGUAAAACAGAGACUGGAUUACCAGUGUUGUGGAAUGAAAGGUCAGAAAUGGAUACUGGCUCAAAAAGGGAGCCAGUAAGUCACCCUGUUGAUCAGUAUGAUGAAGAGGAACCUGACACUGCCAGUGAGAGUACUGUGUACAUUCCAAGAACAUCUAGAGGUAGUCAAGACAAGCCAGGUCAUCAAAAGAGUACAAAGAAACCAGAUCAUCACGCGCUCAGUUCCAGUUCAACCUCAGACAGUUCAGGUUCAGCAAAAACUGAAGUGAAAUAUAAAGGUGGCCUGCCAACUGGAGGUAAAAGGGUGUACAGGAGAGAUAAUAAUAACAGUCUUAGGCAACAUGGUGCUAAAUGUGCGAGCAUCAUCAGCCAGUCAGAUAGUUCCAGUGAUGGCAAUGUCAUAUCUGACUUCUCCAGUCAUGAGGUUUUUACUGAGCUACUGCCAAAAGAUUGUCUUGUUAUAAAUCGACCAGGAUGGACAGACAAGAAUAUGAGCAGACGUGUUAGAAUGAAAUAUUCCAACCUUCUUGACAAGUUAGAGUUCAAAGGAGGUAACCACACUGGGAUAUUUCUGACAAAACAAUACAAGUUACUGGAGCUGAAUGAAGGAGAACAAAUCAAGGGUAUUAUAUUCACACCAAAUGAAAGGGUAAAUCCAGUCAUCACAGAUCUAAAGGGUUGCUGUUUAGAAGAUUUUCACCGCCUUUUAUGUGGGGAUUUCAUCAAUAAGAAAAAGGAGAGAGAAAUUUGUCUGGAGGUCAGAAAUAGCAAACAAGAGUAUACAUCUGCUUGUGAAUGGAUGGAAAACAACAAUGGACAUGGAGAUUACUUCUUUGUUAGGUGUAAUGUAAACUUAGACAGUAAAAGAGAUGACAAUGUCAAUUUGAAGCCAGGAGAUAUAUUUCUGGUGAAGAAUUCUUGUUACGGAGAUGAACAGUGGCAAGGUCAUGUGAUAAAUGCAGCAACAGGUGUCAUGACAACCACCCAGUCACUUAUACCCAACAUGCAACAAGCAAUGCGAUCUUUGGCAUGUGUUCGUUGUAACAGUACAGAAGAAGAAGAAUCAGGCAAAAGACGUGGCUUCAAAGUCAGAGGUCAGGCUUAUGACAGAGUACUCCCAAUGAAAGCAUCAACAAAACUUCCAGUGUAUAUUAUUGGACCAGACAGCCAAGUAGUAUCUGCCAUGCUUGACUUAAUCUCUGCAAAUCUCUCACACAAAUUCAUAGUGGAUACAAAUAAUGCAGAUACUGGAUGUGUAGCUGACGCAGGAGGAGAAAUGGAACUCUACAGACAUGACAUGCAUAUAGUGCGGGGCGGGAGGCUGGAUCACAUGAAGUCACAUCGAUCCAUACACAGAGUAACUGUGCUUAUCACCAUAACAGCUGAAAUGUCAUCUGCUGAUACAAAGAAGCUGUUUGGAACUGAUUGUGAUGUUGAAUGUAAAAGUAGUACCAUUUCACAGUGUGAGACGGUUAAACAAAAGCUUUCUGAUUUUGGGCAUUCUUUUGAAGAAAUCUGCAUUCCAUCAGUGCAUACAAAAGAGGCAUUAUUGCGCAGUUUCAAGGCGUGUAUUGAGACGGCACAGAAUCGUAUAUUGUGGUUUAGCAGUAAGGAAAUGGAUGAACAAGUGGCUAAUAGAUAUCCAUCCUAUCUCGGACAACUGUGUGAUUUAUCCAAAACACUGGCAGAACUUUCCAAACAAAAAUCAGAGCAGCAGUGAAAUCCUUUCUAGUACAGUCGAAUAUUGUUUGCUUGAUUAUUGUUCGCUCGAACUUGAUGGGAUCAGCAAAAUUUGUUUGAGUUAUCGGUUGUUUGAGCUAUUGAAUAAAAUACACUAUGCAGGGGUUUUGCCGGGAUUUGACAACAAAUUCAAGCAAAGGGAAAUGCAUGAAUUAUCCGAGUUCGUGUGAACAAAGUUUGACUGUAGUUGAAUGUGUUUGUUUUUUCCUGUACUAACUUUAUAUUUAUAAUAGUUGUGAAGUGAUAACAACUUAUUUUUCUAUAUAUAAUGUGGUCAUUUUCCAUGGAUGAAAAAAUGUAGAAUAAGAGAUGUAUAUGAUUAUUCCAGCAUGAAGCUGCUGUUUUAUCAUCCUCGAGAAUUUAGUUGUGUUUUAACAGGAGAGUAAACAUGUAUUAACAGGGAGACCACAAUAUGUCAUACUGUUAAGACCUUGGUACAUAUAUGCGACUCAUGGCAAAUUCUGUUCAUCACAAUGAUGCAUAUUUAAACAAAUUUGAGAUGGGCUGAAUGCUCAUCACAAAAUAUUCUGCUGAAUCACUCUGGGUACCAGUCACCAGCACCUUGGCAUUCUUCAGAUGUUAGGUUACACUUAACAAAUAAACUUUAUUUCAGGUUAAAAUACAAUUAAAAAGUUUUGUUUUAGAAAUCAUAACCAUAAAAUCACACACUUUUUAGCUCACCUGAGCCAAAGGCUCAUGGUGAGCUUUUGUGACCGCUCAAUGUCCGUCGUCAGUCAUCCGGCGUGCGGUGUUUGUCCGUCAGCAAUUUCUGAAUAAUCUUCUUCUUGAAAACCACAGGGCAGAAUUACACCAAGCUUCACAGGAAUGAUCCUUAUGUGGCCCCCUUCCAAAAUUGUUCAAAGAAUUGAAUUCAAUGCAGAACUCUGGUUGCCUUGGUAACCGAAAGGGAAAACUUUAAAAAUCUUCUUAUCCAAAACUGCAAGGCAUAGAGCCUUGAUAUUUGGCAUAUGACAUCAUCUAAUGGUCCUCUAUGAAGACUGUUCAAAUUGUGCCCCUUGGGUGAAAAGAGGCCCCGCCCUUGGGGUCACAAGUUUUACAUAGACUUAUAUAGGAAAAAACUUCAAAUAUCUUCUUGUCUAAAACCACAAAACCUAGGCCUUUGAUAUUUGGUAUGUAGCAUUGCCUCGUGGUCCUUUACCAAAAUUGUUCAAAUUAUAACCCUGGGGUGAAAAGGGGCCCUGCCCCGGGGGGUCUCAAUUUUUACAUAGAAUUAUAUAGGAAAAAAACUAAAAAUCUUCUUCCCUGAAACUGGAAGGCCUAGGCUUCUGAUAUUUCGUAUGUUGCAUUGCCUUGUGGUCCUCUACCGAAAUUGUUCAAAUUAUGCCGCUGGAAUGAAUAGAGGCCCUGCCCUGGGGGUCCCAAAUUUAACAUAGGAUUAUAUAGGGGAAAAAUACAAAUCUUCUUGUCUUUAAGUUCAAGGCCUAGACCUUUGAUAUUUGGUAUUUAGCAUUGCAUAGUGGAUCUCUAACAAGAUUGUUCAAAUUUUGCUCCCUAAGGUGGAAAGAGGCCCUGCCCUCGGGGGUCACUUGUUAUAUGAGUUAUAUAGGAAUAUAUACUUCAGAAAUUAUCAGAUCAUAUUUCCUAAACUGUUUAAUUAUAAUUACCCGAUGACCCCAAUCGAUUAGGGGGCACUUGACUGUGACCUUGACCUACUGACCUACUUUCUUGUUUUUUAAGAUACAGCCUUGAAAUUUGGAUGACAUGUACAGUUUUGCACACCAAUCUUAAAAUUGACUUUCAGUGACCAUGAAUGUGACCUACUGAUUGGCUUUCUAAUAUUUUAGCAUCAGUGUGCCAUUUUAAACAUGUGGCUCUUAUUACUCAGGUGAGCGAUUUAGGGUCAUCAUGACCCUCUUGUUCACUGUCCAAGAUUAUCUUGUCUAUUAUUGCAUUAAGUGUAGAAUAAAGAGAAUAGUGUUAGAUGUCAUAGCUUUCCUUGCUGUUAGUGUUGUUAUCCCCCGCGAGGGUGGAGGGAUAUUGUUUGGCGUUGUGCGUCCGGCUGUUCAUGUGUCCAUCUGAAAUUGAAAAUGCUUCUUUAGCUAGAAUCACCAAACCUCGCUUAAUCAAUGAUUACCACAUGGUCUUUGCGCACAUUUAGCAUUAUCCCCCUUGCCGCAUUAAAAGCAGUUUUUCCCCUUGAUUUGGUAAACAAAAAUAAAAAUGCUUAUAAUUCAAAAGUUAUUUUAGCUAGAAUCACCAAACCUUGCAAUAAAUAUUCAUUAACAGAUGA
This is a messenger RNA of Mercenaria mercenaria, 5829 nucleotides long. Its product is annotated as caspase recruitment domain-containing protein 11-like. The coding region runs from base 214 to 3558 and encodes 1114 amino acids. NCBI's taxonomy places the organism in Eukaryota, Metazoa, Mollusca, Bivalvia, Venerida, Veneridae. The transcript is spliced from 29 exons. Gene Ontology annotation, biological process: regulation of apoptotic process. The record is from RefSeq and is a predicted model, not a curated record.